Coffea eugenioides is the source of this 1257-nucleotide messenger RNA. RefSeq names its product zinc finger BED domain-containing protein RICESLEEPER 2-like. The record is from RefSeq and is a predicted model, not a curated record. Gene Ontology annotation, molecular function: DNA binding; protein dimerization activity. NCBI's taxonomy places the organism in Eukaryota, Viridiplantae, Streptophyta, Magnoliopsida, Gentianales, Rubiaceae. Bases 1 to 1257 code for a protein of 418 amino acids. The transcript has 2 exons.
AUGGAGUGGAAUUUGGACAAGAAGAUUUUUUCAGUAGUAGUUGACAAUGCAACUUUAAAUGACUCUAUGGUCAAAUACUUGAAAUCUUGGCUUGUUGACAAGUCUCUACUACCUUUGGGAGGGGAACUACUGCAUGUUCGAUGUAGUGCACAUUUAUUAAAUUUGAUUGUCCAGGAUGGAUUGGCUGAAAUUGGAGGACUACUUAGCAAGAUUCGAGGAACAGUAAAAUACUUGAAAAAGUCUGCUUAUGCAAAUCAAAAUUUUGAAAAUGCAAUUAACCAAUGCAAGUUGAAAGGUAAAAGGAAAGUGGGUUUGGAUGUUCAAAAUAGGUGGAAUUCUACAUUUACAAUGCUUGAUACUGCAUUACCACUAAGGGAAGCUUUUGAUCGUUUAGACCAAAUGGGCAAGAACUAUAAGUAUAAUCCAUCUCAAAAGGAGUGGGAAGUUGUUGUUAUUGUUGUUCAUAGUUGUCUAAAACACUUUUAUAAUGCAACUCGUCAUUUUAGUGGUACGAAAUUUCCAAUAGCAAAUGUGUUUUUUCCUGAUAUUUGUAGCAUUCAACUUCAAUUGAUGAAAUGGGAACAAAGUGAACAUGACUUUUUUAGACAUAUGGCUGGUCCAAUGAAAGAGAAGUUUGAAAAAUAUGGGGAAGAGUGUAGUUUGGUACUGACAAUAGCUGUAGUGCUUGAUCCAAGGUUUAAGAUGGAUUUGGUGGAGUAUUAUUAUAGACAAAUUCAUGGACAUAAUGCUGAAAAAUAUAUUCAACGGGUUCAUAGUACUUUAGUUGAUUUGUAUAUGGAUUAUGGAGGUAAAUUUUUACCAUCAUUAGAUCUUUGGAACAGUGAAAGUGUUGAGAAAAGUAGUUCAAGUAACGAUGCAUUGAGUGACUUUGAUAAAUGGUACUUCGAGUCUCACUCGUCUUGCCUUCAUGCAAAUCAAAAAUUAGAAUUGGAUCAAUACUUGGAAGAGCAAAAGUUUCCAAGAAAGGACAAUUUUGAUAUUUUAGAAUGGUGGAAAGCUAAUUGUCCAAAAUUUCCUAUUUUGGCAAAAAUGGCACGUGAUAUAUUGGUUGUUCCGACCACUACAGUUGCAUCAGAAUCUGCAUUUAGUGUUGGUGAUAGAGUAAUUGAUGAGACUCGUGCCAAAUUACUUCCAGAUGUAGUUAAAGCAUUAGUGACUACUGAUGAUUGGAUUGAAUCAAAGAAAAAAAUGAGGCACGUGAAGAAGAAGAAAGAAAACUUAACAGGUUUGGCUUAA